Molecule: messenger RNA, 2835 nt
Organism: Rangifer tarandus platyrhynchus (Svalbard reindeer)
Lineage: Eukaryota; Metazoa; Chordata; Mammalia; Artiodactyla; Cervidae
Source: the annotation of a GenBank genome assembly
AUGACGGAUGUGCCCGAGAUGCCGCCGUUCUCACCUAGCUUCCAAGCCCAGUUCUCCACGAAGAAGGUGGUCGUCCGGCCACCACCCUGGUCACCGCCCGUCACCACAGCCAGCUGGGGGAGUCACCUGCGCAGUCCAGAUGCCGGGACCCAGCGGCUAGGGGAGUUCGCACCCUGCACCUCCGCACUGCGGUUAGGUGCGCACCGGUCUCAGCUGGCGGGCGGAAGGGAGCCGCGACUGGAGGCGAGGAAUAGAGAGUCCGGGGCUCCCCGCGGGGAGCAUGCGGGCCUCGAGGGGCACAGAGCAGCCUGGAGGCGACAGAGCGUUGAGGAUUCCACGAGGACGCGAGAGACGCAGGGCACGAGCCCACCGUGGCUCACUCGGACCCGGGGACCACGGGGAGAGAGGGGCGCAGGGCAGGACCUCACCGGGGUGCACAGAUUCGGAGGACCGCGGAGACAGGGGCGCAAUGCAGGACCUCACCGGGCGGGGAUGCAGGAGCCGACCCGGGGACCAGGACCGCGAGGGGUGCACGCGCGCGCCCCCUGCCGCCGCCGGGUCUCGGUCGUCUCGGGGCGGGGCGGCUCGCGUGCCGGGGUGGAGCUGUCCUUUCGCGGCCGCAGCCGCCGCCUGGUCCCUGAGAUGCGAGCGCCGGCAGCCGUGCCAACACAGCUCCCGGUCCUGGCGGACGCCUCCCGCGGGCGCGCCCGAGCCUCCGCUCCCCGCCGGCCGGGGCCCGAGAUGAUGAUCCCACCGGGGGAGUGCCUGUACGCCGGGAGGAAACGCAGGAAACCCGUUCAGAAACAGAGGCCUGCUGUGGGCGCCGAGAAGUCGAACCCUUCCAAGCGGCACCGUGACCGCCUCAAUGCCGAGCUGGACCACCUGGCCAGCCUGCUGCCGCUGCCGCCCGACAUCAUCUCUAAGCUCGACAAGCUUUCCGUCCUGCGCCUCAGUGUCAGCUACCUGAGGGUGAAGAGCUUCUUCCAAGCCCUGCAGGAGAGGCGCCCGAGGAAGCCGGUAGCUGCUGCCCCCUCGCCAGGAGACCGGGGUCCACGUGGAGGGUCCACAGGCUCAGCCAUGCUGGAGGGAAGGCUGCUGCUGGAGUCCCUCCACGGCUUCGCUCUGGUGGUGAGCGCCGAAGGGAUGAUCUUCUACGCGUCGGCCACGAUUGUGGACUACCUGGGCUUCCACCAGACGGAUGUGAUGCACCAGAAUAUUUAUGACUACAUCCAUGUGGAUGACCGCCAGGACUUCUGCCGGCAGCUGCACUGGGCCAUGGACCCUCCCCAGGCAGGGUGUGGGCAGCCCCUGCUUUCGGAGACAGGAGAGGAUGCCAUCCUGGGGAGGCUGCUCCGGGCCCAGGAGGGGGGCGUGGACCCGCCCACCGAGUACUCGGCCUUCCUGACGCGCUGCUUCAUCUGCCGCGUGCGCUGUCUGCUGGACAGCACCUCGGGCUUCCUGACGAUGCAGUUUCAAGGGCGACUGAAGUUCCUCUUCGGACAGAACAGGCGGGCGCCCUCGGGCGCGGCCCUGCCCCCACGGCUGGCCCUGUUCUGCGUGGCGGCCCCCCUGGCCCUGCCCCCUGGCGUGGAGGUGAGGAUGAAGACCGUGUACCUGAGGGCGAAGCACAGGGCGGACGUCCCGGCCUCGACCGAUGCAAAAGCAAAAGCUGCCUCAAGUCUCUGCGAAUCAGAAUUGCACGGAAAACCCAAUUACUUAGCAGGGAGAAGCAAUGGAGAAAACGGCCUCUCCUUGUUCAGGACGCCAGAGGACGCCUGCCGCUGGGGCCGGGUCACAGCCCGGGGCCCCUGCCUGUGCCUCCGGGGCGGCCCUGACCUUGUCCUUGACCCCGAUGGCGCCGCAGGGGCCGGGGAAGGAGAGGAGCUCGGGGGGGUCCCGCGGGACGCACCCCCAUGCAGCUGCUGCCUGGAGCCCCUGGGCCCUGUGAAGCAUUUGGACUGGCCAGCCGGGAGGCACGGUCAGGACGGUGGCAGUGCCAAGCUGAAGCUGGAGCCGGGCAAGGCCAACCCGUUCCCCACCGCCCCGGCCCGCAGCGCCUGCCUGCCCUACCCGGGCACGCAGGGUGCCGUGCACACCCUUCGGAGCUCACCCGGCUCUCACCCACCCAGGCUGCCCCCCGGGGCCUGUGCCGGCCGGACCAGCAGAGCCCUUCGUGAUGGACACCAGGGUCCAGUGCCGCCACCCACCCCUGGCCCCUUCCCCCACGGGGGCUUGGACAACAGGGUCCCUCGGCUGGCAGUCCAGCGUCUCCCAGCGGGCAGCUACCCAGCUGAGGACAAGCUGCGAGGCCUUCUGAUGCCCCCGGGAGCCCCAAGUCACCCCACAUUGUCACUCGACGUGCCCAUCAAGAUGGAGAGUGACUCGGGGUCCGAGGACGCGGCAGACGGCUACUGCGUGUCCCCGACCCAGGUGUGGCUGGGGGCUGGCGACCUGGCCAAGAGACAGCUGGUCACCUUCCCAACUAGGAUGCACCUGAAGAUGGAGCCGGGCGCCAGGCACCCCCUGUACAGUGCACCCCCCGGGCCUGGCCUGCUGGGCGCCCCCCCUAGACCCAGCAGGGGGCUGGCCCCGCUGCACCCCACCUCCUGUGCCUGUCUAGAGCCCCCGCCCUGCCUCUGUGUACGGGGCCACCAGCCCCCCAACCUGGGCUGCAACUGCCGGGCUCCCGGGCCGGCCCCCACAGUCAAGCUCGAGCCCCUGGACUCUCCCUUGUGGGCGGCUCACGGCCAGGGCGGGCCUCCUGGGCUAUUCUGCAAGAGUGCCCCAGCCAUGGGGAUGCCCCCCAGGGACGCGCAGUGCGCCUUCCUGCCCUAG